AAGAAAUAAGGGAAGAGAAAAACAAACGAACCCUAGCACUAGCAAUGAGACCAUGGGCAUUAACACCUCGACACGUGAACUGCUCAGUUCUUCAUACACACGGCGCAAAACAAGAUGACUGUGUAAAGCUUAAAUAAAUAAGAACACAGCACAGGACGAGCCACUGUUAACACUAUUCCACAGACGGAACACAGGAACAGAUGAGUGAAUUCUUAGUAAAGUUAUAUAGAGCAAACCUAGGAUUCUGGAACUUCUGUACGGUUGCAAUGAAACCAUACAAAACGUGAGAGGUUGUAGACUUAAACCAUAAAACAAGCAUUACACUAACAGGAAUAUGACACAUAUACGCAAUGCAUUACAAGAGGGCUGUGAUAUUGUUACUAAGAUAUACAAGGGACUAAGGUGUAAUGGAACUGUUUUGUGGAGAACUGGAGAACUCAAGAGUCUGGGGUUGUGGCAGAGUUUCACAGAAACAACACAUGGUUUCAAUUGGAGUCUAGUAGCGAGUCGACAACUGCUGGAAAAAAAGACACCUACAGCAUCAUAAGAUCUUUUAUUAUUGCAAUGUUUCCAUCUCCUUAGAGACUUUAUAAAGCCUCUUGUAGAUGAAAAGUUGUAAUAAUAAAACGUGUUAUUUGCUUUAAGUGUCUUGGCCUCAGAAUCCCAGAGAUGGAUGAGGGAAACAUGACCAAGAUUUUUUCAUUGUUUUCCCAAAGUGUUAUCCAUAAAUAUCUCCUUUCUAUUUCAUUAUUUCAUCUGCAUUUUUAAUAACAAAUCCAGAAUUAGGAAUGCUGUUUCGAUAUUUUUUAAAUUUAAUUUAAAAAUCUUCGAUAUUAUUAACAUAAAGGCUUCAGUUUUUAAAUAUAUGUAAUUCUGUUUUACAAGAGUCUGAUAUGAGAUAUCUAAAAAACAAGCUUCUUUUAACGUAAUAUAUUAUCCAUUUACGGACAUAUAAUAAGACAAAUUUAAAUGCCUACUGAUACUUUACAUUAAUAUUUUAAAAGAACUAAAAAGAAUCCCGGUUAAAAGUUUUUUUUACUAAGAACUCCGUCAAUAAUUAUAAUUUAACCCCUUUAGGGACUAUUAGAUUGGACUGCUCAAAGGGUUUUAUAUAUUUACAGGCGGAUCUUAUAUGGAUAAUCAACUGUACAGUUAAAUGGUUCAUUUAAAUGAUUUGUUCAAUUUAAAUGAUUUAUUCUCGUCUUUACAACUUGGAUAUUCGAUUUCGUUUUUCAUCAAAGAAUCUCCCGUGGAUGAGAGAUACGGAUCCGCAUGUACCACUCGUGACCACUGCCAAGAUGCAGGAGGAAGAUGCACGAGAGCAUGCAGUGAGGCGAGCGAAGAAGAAAUAGCCAACGGCUGCCACGGGACCGGCUGCAUAUGUUGCGCUCCUAAGAAAACGAGUUGUAGGCGUAACGAAGAAUGUAGGGAGGCAAAGGGAAAGUGUCAGUCAAGUGCUUGCAGUACCACUACUCAACGAGAGAUCUUCAAUGGCUGUCGUGGAAGCAAGUGUCACUGCUGUGCUCCUAAAGUUUCUUCCACAGCAUGUGUUGCCAAACACGAGUGUAGGGAGCACCAAGGCAAGUGCUCGUCAACACGAUGCAAAAGUCAUGAAAGACAGAUACGCAAUGGAUGCAAAGGAUCUGGCUGCUUCUGCUGCACUUCUUUCAUCCGUGACACGGGUGACGCCGCAGCCAACGAAACAAACGAGGCAACGGCAAACGAGAAUACUAUUGUCAGAGGAAAUGAAGAAAAUGUAGAAGCCAUUGUAGGAGAAGAAGAGGAGGAGGAAGCGGAGGAGGAGGAAGCGGGAGAGGAGGAAGAGCAGUAAAAAACUUGUAUAUACCCUCCCGCACACCCACCCAUCCACACCAGGGGCAUUUUUUUUCUCUAGGUUUGCAAAUAAAUUCUACCUGUUAUGCAUGUGAAGGAAAAUUUUUCACAUGCUAUUCUCUUGGAGUUUUUAAUACAUUUCGUUGUUUUGGGUUUGUUGUCUUUGACGCAAUAAAAAAUUGAAGAAAA
Cherax quadricarinatus is the source of this 2022-nucleotide messenger RNA. Lineage: Eukaryota; Metazoa; Arthropoda; Malacostraca; Decapoda; Parastacidae. The record is from RefSeq and is a predicted model, not a curated record.